Symbiodinium sp. CCMP2456 is the source of this 384-nucleotide messenger RNA. Lineage: Eukaryota; Dinophyceae; Suessiales; Symbiodiniaceae. The record is from the annotation of a GenBank genome assembly.
AUGUUGCAGCAGCCUCGGCACCCAGACAUCGCCGACAAGGACGGCUUCACUGCGCUGAUGGCAGCUUCUCGAAAUGGCCAGGUGGAUGUUGUGUGCUUCACUGCCCUGAUGAUGGCCUCUGUCAACGACCAUGUUGAAGUCGCGCAGUUGCUGCUGGAUGGUGGCAACGACAUCAACUUGGCCAACAACAUUGGCUUCACGGCUCUGAUGCUGGCGUCUUUCCGCGGCUAUGCUGAAGUCGUCCGGUUGCUGCUGGAUGCCGGCGCCGACAAGAACAUGGGCAUUCGCAAUGGCAAAACUGCCCUGAUGCUGGCAUCCCAGAGGGGCGCGGUUGAAGUCGUGCGUUUGCUGGAGGCGGCCGAUCUCGACAAGCACUCAACCUAG